Molecule: messenger RNA, 683 nt
Organism: Talaromyces stipitatus ATCC 10500
Lineage: Eukaryota; Fungi; Ascomycota; Eurotiomycetes; Eurotiales; Trichocomaceae
Product: O-methyltransferase, putative
Exons: 3
Coding region: 114-683 (189 amino acids)
Molecular function (GO): O-methyltransferase activity
Source: RefSeq, a predicted model, not a curated record
AUGGCAUCCACCUUGAAGCAGCACUCGUUUUCCGAGGAGCCCGAAGAAUGUUUGGGUCGCCAUAGUCUCCCUUAAUCAUACGUAGUGCGCUGACUUAUGAAAAGGGAUGGAGUAUGCAUAAUAGCACGAAGCUGCCACUCUCCCAUGCACUAGCGAGUAUGCCGGACAAAGCUAAUUCACUCGCGGAAGCGAUGAGAUGGCAAUUAACACUUCCUGCAUUCUCACACCACUACUUGACCGAGGCUUCCCUAUGGGGAUCUGGUGAAGAGCAGCUCACUGUAGUCGAUGUUGGAGGCGGAGUUGGCCAUGCCUCCCAAGCAUUACUCGAUCACAACCCUCACGUCAAGUGCGUCAUUCAAGACUAUCCUGACGUCGUUUCGCAAGUGCAACAAUCUCUACCAGAGCAAUACAAGUCUCGCACCACCUUCCAGGCACACGACUUCUUUCAAGAACAGCCUGCCAAGGAUGCUGCUGUGUAUCUAUUGCGAAUGGCUCUGAUUCCUGCCCUAAAGUUGGGUGCCAAGAAUGUUAGGGAACGCACCGCUCAAGGCUGGUCUGCAUUGUUGAAAGGGGUAGAUGAGAGAUUCCAGUUGACUGCAAUCCAUCAACCAGCGCAGUCGACUCUGGCUGUAGUAGAGGUGACAUGGAGUGCUAGGAUAUACUGUUGUGCCCAGCCACCCUAG